Messenger RNA from Pelobates cultripes (western spadefoot toad), 787 nucleotides. Lineage: Eukaryota; Metazoa; Chordata; Amphibia; Anura; Pelobatidae. The record is from the annotation of a GenBank genome assembly.
ACAUAGGGACUCUCUGCCACUCCAACCAUCACCCCGUGCAAAUAAAAUCCCCAUUUUAUAAGCCCAAAGAACGACAGUGGAAACUAAAUGAAAAUAUGCUCAUAGGAGCGGAAGAUGUAGAAUCGACAAAACAGGAACUCUCCCGAUACUUUGAGUCUAACUCCAAUAAUGACACCCCCCCCACUGACAAUCUGGUGCAAGAAAGAUCGAAGUAGGCACACUGCAGAACUGCUAAGGCAAAUUGCUGACCUUGAACUUACACAGAAACAAACACUAGCGGAUGCCACAUAUCUCUCCCUACUUUACGUCAGGCAUCAACACAGAGACCUUCUGUCACAAAACUUACUCCACACCCUCCGAAAGUCCCCUAGGUUCUUCUUCAAACAGUGUAAUAAAUGUUACUGGCUAGGGUUCUGCAGCAGAAGAGAAGACAACACCAUGUACAUAAGAUACAGUUCCACACCCAGGAAGUAACCAGAAAUCCUGAUAAAGUACACAAGGCAUUCCAAAAUUAUUAUGCUGACCUUUACAACUUAGCACAAUCCAAACAGGAUGGGAACUCGCCGAUUCACCGAAGUAGAAUCGAGAAAUACCUAGACCAAAAUGUACCGAGUAAACUCUCUCCCCAACAGGCAGAAGAACUAGAGCAACCGCUGACACUAGAAGAACUGGCUUCAGCCCUCAAGCUCUCUAAGACACCUGCACCGGAUGGCUUGCCCCUAACCUAUCUGGGCACCUUUCGGGAAAUACUACUGCCGGAGCUCUUGGACGGAUUGAACUAUCAAGG